Suillus paluster is the source of this 1043-nucleotide messenger RNA. RefSeq lists its product as uncharacterized. The record is from RefSeq and is a predicted model, not a curated record. Bases 143 to 709 code for a protein of 188 amino acids. Gene Ontology annotation, biological process: protein lipidation; macroautophagy; protein modification by small protein conjugation. Gene Ontology annotation, molecular function: Atg12 transferase activity. Gene Ontology annotation, cellular component: intracellular anatomical structure. The transcript is spliced from 6 exons. Lineage: Eukaryota; Fungi; Basidiomycota; Agaricomycetes; Boletales; Suillaceae.
GACCGCAACCUUCACCCGACAACAGUUUGACGAGGCAUGCCAGGAAUUCAUCCAUACUCAUCAGUCCUUUUCUUCUGCGUAUGAAGCUAGGCUUGCGGGAUGGUCUUGGAAAGAGCAUCGUACACUGCCAGGCUUCGGAUACAUGUGGAGGAGUAUCACUCUGAACUGGCGACAACCAGUCUCAAUUGAUGCACCCCUUGACAUUGAAGACAGUUUGGACGUUGUGGACGAUGGCACGACUGCUCCUCGUGGCUCCCGCGAGUCAUUAAUAUGUCAACAGUAUGUUGUGUUAUCGGCGACUUUCCGUGUACCGGCAUUCUAUUUUUCCAUCCAUGGUUCGAGCGGUUCUCCACUACAGCUGACCGAUAUCAUGAAAACAUCUCUUCUCCGUGAGGAUGUGCACGAAGGAACCGUCGCUACAACAUUUGCUGUAUCCCACCCGGCAAUGAACUUCCCCCUCCUAUCGCAAGGAGAACAUCCGACGCUAGGCACGCCUUGUUGGUACUUCCACCCAUGCGAAACUGCCAGUACAGUUCAGGAGAUCCUCAAGGAAUCAGAGGAAAAUGGCAGGAGACCAUUGAGAUGGAUAGAGGCUUGGUUCACGGAUACGUUCUCAAGCAUCGGGAUUUGUAUGGAAGGCGUUUGGACUAAACGUUGGAGCUUCUAUAGACUUUGGUUACUCACAUGUGACGAGAUCAACUAUAUGUAAUCCCCCGGAUCUUGCGUGCAGGGUAGGUACUUAUAUGUGGAGGAGGCGACAGGCCGUCGGAGUCGUUGUUGGGCCUUGUCUUGUGUUUGUCACCCACGUCGAGCUCAAAGACGUCGUACGAUUGCAUACUGCUCGAUUCCACAUCAUAAUCUCUUGUCAAAUAAAAGCCAGCCCAUCAUGAUGCUUGCAGCGCGUCUUACGUCCGUAUCUAAAUCAUCCCGCCCUAAUAUCUCAUCCUUUGCACGCAAAAUGUCCUCUCAUGAAGCUGUCAUUGUUGCUGCAUCGCGUACGCCUGUCGGAUCUCUAUACGGAUCACUCAAGACUCUGACCGCUC